Messenger RNA from Corticium candelabrum, 1083 nucleotides. RefSeq names its product double-stranded RNA-specific editase B2-like. NCBI's taxonomy places the organism in Eukaryota, Metazoa, Porifera, Homoscleromorpha, Homosclerophorida, Plakinidae. The record is from RefSeq and is a predicted model, not a curated record. Gene Ontology annotation, molecular function: tRNA-specific adenosine deaminase activity; double-stranded RNA binding; double-stranded RNA adenosine deaminase activity. Gene Ontology annotation, cellular component: nucleolus; cytoplasm. The transcript has a single exon. Gene Ontology annotation, biological process: adenosine to inosine editing; RNA processing. Bases 1 to 1083 code for a protein of 360 amino acids.
AUGUAUACGUCUAGGAAUUACUCACCGAGUCAGGCAACCAGAAGAACUGGGGGGAUUGAAGCAUACCGAGAUCUAUCUUUACCUCGACAAGAAUCUGCUAGGCUAGAAGCAACUGAUGUCAAGAACUUUGUGACUCUCUGUGGGACAAAAUUUAGAGCUCUUGAUGAAAGUGAAUGUUUUCCAAAAGAGUUGGCUGAAACUAAUCAUCGAAUUUUAUCAGCGUUUAUAAUGACAUCACAAGGUGUUGCACGUGACCCAAAGGUGGUUGCUCUGGCGACAGGAACGAAGUGCAUUUUGGAAAAAUACCUCACCGAAUCACGCGAUGGUUCAACAAUCAACGACUGUCAUGCUGAAAUUGUCUGUAGGCGUGCACUCAUUCGUUUUCUCUACUCACAGCUUCUCAAAGCACUAGAGUCGAACGAGCCUGAUGAGUCAAUAUUUGAACGAAAAUUGAAAGAUACGUUUGUACUACGAGAAGGCAUUCAUUUUCAUCUCUACAUUAGCAGGUCUCCAUGUGGAGACUCACUUUAUAGAAAAUCUCCUGGUCAUCUUCGUGUGAAGGAAGAAAGAAUACCAAACACAGUCAAACUCAGUGGCUCCGCAAAGCAUCACGGUUUUACGUGUACAAUGUCAUGCAGUGAUAAACUCCUUCGUUGGAAUGUGUUAGGUAUUCAAGGAGCUCUACUGAGUAACUUUAUCUCUCCCAUCUACUGCACAAGUAUUAUUAUUGGUGAUCAGUUCCAAAGUAAGCGCAUGAAGCGUGCCGUGUCUGAGAGACUAUUUGGUACAUCAGAUAGUCUGCAACCCCAAUUGUACGACGGCACUAUGCUGGAAGCUCAAAAGGCCAUUCGUGCCCAACUCUCGAAAAACAAACCACAAAAAGCUUCCAAACGAAAAGCUUCCAAAUGGAGUGUCAACUGGGUGAAAGAUUUUGAUUUUGAAAUAGUCAAAGCAAGAACAGGUAAACCGUUUGCUGCAAAAAUGUCUCGCCUGUGUAAAUGCAAACUAGCAGAACAGUUUGUAAAAGUAUGGGAAAAAGUUUAUGGAAAACAAGGUAAUAGAGAACAUACUGAUACUCUGUAG